AUAUAUCUAUGACACUCAACAAGGAAAUGUCCCAUGAUCAGAAUUAUACAGAAUACGCAGAUUUUAUUUAGAUAUAUUAUGCUCUGCUUUGCUUUAUGUAGCAGCAUUGUUUAAAAAGUACGUUAAAAGAAAAUUGGCGAGUUGAUAUUUCCCCCGUGGUGACUGACAUGUGUUUGUGCCGCGAGAGGAGGCGCGUGUGCGGGGGUUAAAGUUGACGCUUCCGGCCGGUGUCUCUCUUCAGCUCUCCGCUUCCCGCAGACAGUCCUUCACUCCGCACAGCCAUGUCCAACGUCGCCGACACCAAACUAUAUGACAUUCUCGGGGUCUCCCCUUCGGCCUCCGAGAACGAAUUAAAAAAGGCUUAUCGCAAAUUAGCAAAGGAAUAUCAUCCUGACAAAAACCCAAAUGCUGGAGACAAGUUCAAAGAGAUUAGCUUUGCAUAUGAAGUUCUUACAAAUCCAGAGAAGAGGGAUAUGUAUGACCGCUAUGGGGAACAGGGUCUGCGAGAAGGUGGCUGUGGUGGAGGUGGGAUGGAUGACAUCUUUUCCCACAUCUUUGGCGGUGGUCUGUUUGGUUUCAUGGGUGGACAAGGCAGGAGCAGGAAUGGAGGGCGACGGAGAGGGGAAGAUAUGGUUCACCCACUAAAGGUGUCUCUUGAAGACUUGUACAAUGGAAAAACAACCAAAUUACAGCUGAGCAAGAAUGUUCUGUGUAGCACUUGUAAUGGUCAAGGUGGGAAGUCUGGUGCGGUCCAGAAGUGCACAGCCUGCAGGGGGCGUGGCAUGCGUAUUAUGAUUAGACAACUCGGUCCUGGCAUGGUCCAACAGAUGCAGUCAGUGUGCACUGACUGUAAUGGUGAAGGUGAGGUGAUCAGUGAAAAGGAUCGCUGCAAAAAGUGUGAGGGGAAGAAGGUGAUUAAAGAGGUGAAGAUUCUGGAAGUGCAUGUUGAUAAAGGCAUGAAGCAUGGACAGAAGAUCACUUUUGGAGGAGAGGCUGACCAGUCGCCUGGAGUAGAACCUGGAGACAUUGUUCUGGUCCUGCAGGAGAAAGAGCAUGAGACAUACAGAAGAGAGGGCAAUGACUUGCACAUGACUCAUAAGAUUGGCCUUGUUGAAGCACUUUGUGGGUUCCAUUUCACAUUGAAACACUUAGAUGGCAGACAGAUUGUGGUGAAAUACCCAGCUGGCAAAAUCAUUGAGCCAGGUUCAGUCAGAGUUGUUCGGGGAGAAGGAAUGCCCCAGUACCGCAACCCCUUCGAGAAGGGCGACCUGUUUAUCAAGUUUGAUGUGCAGUUCCCAGACAACAACUGGUUGAGCCCAGAGAAGCUGAAGGAGCUGGAAGACCUGCUGCCUACACGGGCCGAUGCUCCAGUGAUCUCUGGAGAUGUGGAGGAGGUGGAUCUGCAGGAGUUCGACAUGAGCCAGAGCUCCUCUGGUGGUCACCGCCGCGAGGCCUACAAUGACAGCUCAGAUGAGGAAGGAGGACAUCACGGACCCGGCGUUCAGUGUGCCCAUCAGUAAACAUGACUACAGCAGAUAACGUCUCCAACAGUGGGGAUUAAGAAAAUGUUCUAGUUGCACAAACAGGUGUUUAUAAUCUGAUUCAGGGCUGCCUUAAAUGAUGAGAAUUACAAACAGCCAUUCCUGACCGCCUGAUUCCCUUGUAGUAAACGCACAGAUGAUCCUGCAUAUAGUAAAAUCCUUUCUUGCCCCUGCGGCCCUCUAGACAUGACCCCACUUCAGAGAGUAAAGGGUAAAUGCUACGUUCUCUGUGUGUAACUUGCAUUUAUUUUUUUUGUUGUUGUUGUCAUGGUAUUUACAAGUUUAAAUUGAAGUAUAAAUGCAGUUUUGGCCCUGGACUAUUGUUGGAGAGCAGUGACCCAAUGGAAGAGGAGUUUUGAGAGCUCCUAAUACAACAAAAACAAAUAAUUAAAAAAAAAAGGCAACCAUGGGACUUGAUCAUCAAUCCAUUUUUAGGUUUGUUUAUCUGUGCGCAGUUUUUACCACUUUAUUUUAUUUGUAGACCUUUUUUUUCCUUUCUUUGAUAUUUUAAGAAUUGGAGCAAGAGACUAUAAUAUGUAUAAAAGAAUUGAUUGUCAUUUAAGCUUUGUAUCAGCUGCUGUCACAUUUGCGUGUUUUGUUUUGAAAUCGUUGAAAUGAAAUCAAUUGCCUAUAUUUGUCAGCAAUCCAGGUGCAUGUUGAACAUUCUGGCCCCUUCACGUCCAUCAGAGAGACGUCAUGCUGAAAUAAAACGAGUGGAGGAAAAAAGCACCUUUAGGCUUAUCUUCUGUGAAAAGUUUGAGUUGUUGAAUAAAAUGUCCUUCAAUAUCUCCUCAAAA
This is a messenger RNA of Danio rerio (zebrafish), 2338 nucleotides long. It is a transcript of the gene dnaja2a, whose product is annotated as DnaJ heat shock protein family (Hsp40) member A2a. Lineage: Eukaryota; Metazoa; Chordata; Actinopteri; Cypriniformes; Danionidae. Gene Ontology annotation, cellular component: membrane. Gene Ontology annotation, biological process: protein folding; response to heat. Gene Ontology annotation, molecular function: heat shock protein binding; Hsp70 protein binding; ATP binding. The record is from RefSeq and is marked provisional.